Molecule: messenger RNA, 834 nt
Organism: Suillus subalutaceus
Lineage: Eukaryota; Fungi; Basidiomycota; Agaricomycetes; Boletales; Suillaceae
Exons: 4
Coding region: 1-834 (277 amino acids)
Biological process (GO): RNA polymerase III preinitiation complex assembly
Cellular component (GO): transcription factor TFIIIB complex
Molecular function (GO): TFIIIC-class transcription factor complex binding
Source: RefSeq, a predicted model, not a curated record
AUGGCUACAUUAUGUGAAGAUACCGGAUGGGGUCGUGUCAGUAGUAAAGCAGCUCAAAUUAAGAGAGCGCGAAUGAGACUUUCCAUGGAGGCGAGAAAGUAUGGUCGAAAUGAAGAUGAUACGGCGCAACCUGGCCAUAGUAACUCUACGCCUGAUCAAAGCACCGUCACAAAUGAGGCUGCGAUAUCUACAGGACCCAGUUCUGUACCUAUAAACGGUGGCCAGUGUGCGGUCGAAGAUACGAGUGGUAGCGGAUUUGACUAUUCGCAAGACGUCGCUACCAGUCGAUAUAACGUUCAAAUCCGUAUUGGGCCUAAUGGGGAAACCAUUAUCGACGAAGAGUCCCUGUUUGUGGACAGGAAUGUUGGAGAUGAGACUGCAGACUACACUCAUGUCGAGGAGUCGGACGUCUCCAAAUUUGUCAAUUCUGGGACGUAUGGGAGGCGUUUCCGAGGUUCUCGUUGGAGUGCUGAAGAGACGGAGUUGUUCUACGACGCGCUAUCACAAUUCGGCGAGAACUACGAAUUAAUAUCUUAUGUGCUACCUGGCCGCGACCGCAAGUCAUGCAAGAACAAGUUUAAAGCAGAGGACAAGAAGAACUCGGCAAGAAUAAAUUACUGUUUGAACAACCGUCAGCCAUAUGAUAUGCAGACUCUGUCGCGAAUGACGGGAAAGGACUUUAGUGGCCCAACUCCAGAGAUACGACCGCCGCCCGUGCUUACACUUGCUGAGCCUGAGGGGGACGAAGGAGCAAUCUCGAAGAAACAGGACCAGACCCCCGCUUUGGAAGAUAAUGGGGAGGAGGUUCUCGGUGAUAUAUCCAGUUACUUAUAA